Meloidogyne enterolobii is the source of this 270-nucleotide messenger RNA. NCBI's taxonomy places the organism in Eukaryota, Metazoa, Nematoda, Chromadorea, Rhabditida, Meloidogynidae. The record is from the annotation of a GenBank genome assembly.
AAAAUUAAAAUCAUGUCCUAUUUUCUUUCAAAAUUUUUAAUUUUAGCAAUUUUUGUAUUUAAUUUAAAUUAUAAAGUGGAAUGUAGUUGUCUUCAAAUGACAAAUGGAGUCCCAAGCUAUUCAAAUGGCCCCGAUUGUGUUCAAAUAAGUAAUGGCGGUAAUAGUCAAGGAGAAUCAAUUUUUUCACAAAAUGUUGGUAAUAAAAAAUCCCAACAAAAUGGUUGUAGCUCUGCUUGUGUUGGGUCUAUGUGUGUUAAAACAUGUAAUUGA